Messenger RNA from Linum trigynum, 689 nucleotides. Lineage: Eukaryota; Viridiplantae; Streptophyta; Magnoliopsida; Malpighiales; Linaceae. The record is from the annotation of a GenBank genome assembly.
CACAAGUACAAAUCAAAGCCCUUUCUCCUACAGCCUCCAAAUCAAUCGCAGCCAGCCAUGUCGACGAAAGAAGCAGCCACCACCAUCGAUGUACCUGAAUCAAGCUCAGUUCCAAGAGGGAAAGCCUCGAUCAUUGCAGCAGCCAAGCAUGGUGGGAAAGCAGGUGGCUACCACAGAGGCGUCGCCAUCUUUGACUUCCUCCUGAGGCUCGCAGCUCUCAUAUCCGCCCUCGCAGCAGCUGCCACCAUGGGAACCAGUGAUGAAACCCUGCCUUUCUUCACUCAGUUCUUCCAGUUCCAAGCCAGCUACGACGACCUCCCUACGUUUCAGUUUUUCGUAAUAGCAAUGGGGAUCGUUGGUGGGUACCUGGUGCUUUCCCUGCCAUUCUCAAUUGUCUGCAUCGUUCGCCCGCAAGCUGCGGCUCCACGCUUCCUCCUCCUCGUUCUCGACAUCGUGGCGCUGACUCUGAACACGGCGGCAUCGGCAGCGGCGGCGGCCAUUGUGUACUUGGCGCACAACGGCAACAGCAACACCAACUGGCUGGCAAUAUGUCAGCAGUUCGGCGACUUCUGCCAGAAGGUGAGCGGGGCGGUGGUGGCCGGGUUUGGGGCCGUGCUUAUGUUCGUGGUGCUGGUUAUUCUCUCCGCUGUUGCUCUCCGGAGGCACUGAAAGAAAAGAGUUUCGGUGGG